Dicrocoelium dendriticum is the source of this 261-nucleotide messenger RNA. The record is from the annotation of a GenBank genome assembly. NCBI's taxonomy places the organism in Eukaryota, Metazoa, Platyhelminthes, Trematoda, Plagiorchiida, Dicrocoeliidae.
AUGGCCGUAUCUUCCGAAAUCGACUUCAGCAUUUCCCAGCAAAUAUGUGGACAGAUAUCAAGAAGGCGUCAAAAAUGGAAGCGGAUUGAACAGUUACAGAUUGAGAAGGAAACUUGGAAAGAAAAACCGAAGCCCAUAUUGGUCACACUUGAAGAAAGCCCAUCCCCUGUCCCUAAGAUAAAAAAUGAACCACACUCCUCUCCUUCAGAUGACACUGGUGACGAUGAAUUUUACGACUUCAGGAAGAAAAACACUUUAUGA